GUAUACACGUAUUUUCGUUUCCACUGAACGAAAACUGUCGUAAAAGAUGGCUCAAUGCAAUCCCUCGUAGUGAUUUAGUGGUUACAAAAUACACGCGAGUAUGUAAUUUGCACUUUGCUGAGGACAGCAUCAUUUGGGAAUCCACCUUCCAUGACGAAAAGACAGGACAUAUCAAGCAGAAGAAGCCGAGAUGAGAAAUUGAGGGACAAGGAACAAGAACAACUACUUAAAGCACUGCAAACUAGCAUUGACGAUUACUCCUCCUAUCAAAAAUCAACUUGUUUUCAAACUGAUUCAGACUUCAGGAUAAAGUUACUUUGUUUAAGUUAGAAUAUAAACCAGCACCCAUCGUAACUCACUCUGUAAUUGUUGAUAAAGAUCUCAAUGUAAAAGCGUAUAUGUACUCCCAAGAAUUGUUACUCAACUCAGGUA
Messenger RNA from Acanthoscelides obtectus, 432 nucleotides. Lineage: Eukaryota; Metazoa; Arthropoda; Insecta; Coleoptera; Chrysomelidae. The record is from the annotation of a GenBank genome assembly.